AUGGUGGUGGUGGCAGCGUCGCCGAGCGCGGCCACGGCGGCCCCGAAAGUACUGCUUCUAUCGGGCCAGCCCGCCGCGGACGGCCGGGCGCUGCCACUCAUGGUUCCAGGCUCGCGGGCAGCAGGGUCCGAGGCGAACGGGGCGCCACAGGCUCGCAAGCGGCAGCGCCUCACGCACCUGAGCCCGGAGGAGAAGGCGCUGCGGAGGAAACUGAAAAACAGAGUAGCAGCGCAGACUGCCCGAGAUCGAAAGAAAGCCCGGAUGAGCGAGCUGGAACAGCAAGUGGUGGAUUUGGAAGAAGAGAACCAAAAACUUCUGUUAGAAAAUCAGCUUUUGAGAGAGAAAACUCAUGGCCUUGUAAUUGAGAACCAGGAGUUAAGAACUCGCUUGGGAAUGGAUGUGCUGACUACUGAAGAGGCUCCAGAGACGGAGUCCAAGGGAAAUGGAGUAAGGCCGGUGGCCGGGUCUGCUGAGUCCGCAGCACUCAGACUACGUGCACCUCUGCAGCAGGUGCAGGCCCAGUUGUCACCUCCCCAGAACAUCUUCCCAUGGAUUCUGACACUGUUGACUCUUCAGACUCCGAGUCUGAUAUCCUUUUGGGCAUUCUGGACAAGUUGGACCCUGUCAUGUUUUUCAAAUGUCCAUCCCCAGAGUCUGCCAAUCUGGAGGAACUCCCAGAGGUCUACCCAGGACCUAGUUCCUUACCAGCCUCCCUUUCUCUGUCAGUGGGGACCUCAUCAGCCAAGCUGGAAGCCAUUAAUGAACUCAUUCGCUUUGACCAUGUAUACACCAAGCCUCUAGUCUUAGAGAUCCCUUCUGAGACAGAGAGUCAAACUAAUGUGGUAGUGAAAAUUGAGGAAGCACCUCUCAGCUCUUCAGAGGAGGAUCACCCUGAAUUCAUUGUCUCAGUGAAGAAAGAACCUUUGGAAGAAGACUUCAUUCCAGAGCCGGGCAUCUCAAACCUGCUUUCAUCCAGCCACUGUCUGAAACCAUCUUCCUGCCUGCUGGAUGCUUAUAGUGACUGUGGAUAUGAGGGCUCCCCUUCUCCCUUCAGUGACAUGUCUUCUCCACUUGGUAUAGACCAUUCUUGGGAGGACACUUUUGCCAAUGAACUCUUUCCCCAGCUAAUUAGUGUCUAA
Cricetulus griseus (Chinese hamster) is the source of this 1139-nucleotide messenger RNA. RefSeq names its product X-box binding protein 1 (gene Xbp1). Gene Ontology annotation, cellular component: nucleus. Gene Ontology annotation, molecular function: RNA polymerase II transcription regulatory region sequence-specific DNA binding; DNA-binding transcription factor activity, RNA polymerase II-specific. NCBI's taxonomy places the organism in Eukaryota, Metazoa, Chordata, Mammalia, Rodentia, Cricetidae. The record is from RefSeq and is marked provisional.